AUGCCCAGGCAUAACUGCAAUACAAUUGGCCCCAGAGAGCCUACUUCGCCUACUUCGCCGGUUGCCGUAUACCCCCCGCCUGCCCCGCCGGAUAACGAGAACGCCCCUGGUGCAGCAGCAGAGUUUUAUGGAUUUGUAGCGUGGGCAACGACCGCUAUUCUAUGGUUUAUUUACAUCAUUUGGGCAUUGCUACCCGAUUCUGUCAUUCGGGGGAUAGGAAUUACCUGGUAUCCCAAUAGGGAAUGGGCACUCCUGAUUCCAUCUUAUGCGGUAUUCCUGGUAUUGCUCACGUACUUCACAUACUUCGCACUCGGUAUCUAUGCGACGCCUUCCUAUUCUGAUGUUAAAUCAGUUACCGAUGAACACGCGCGGUACGCUGUGCAAACGAGCGUCUCUAGGUCAACGGUUCCACAGGUGCAUGAUCUCCCCAUCGGGCUCGUAAAUCGUGUUUUGUAUGCUAUUACCUUGUCCGCACUAUCGCUUGUGAGCGGCGUGUUUGCUGCCUAUCCUAACCCUGGAAAAGUUUCUGGGAGCGUUGACGUUCAUGACCCCGCUAUAUGUCGGGACUCUGCUGGAAAAUACUUCUUGUUUUCUACCGCCCCUGGCAUUGCCAUCCGCACUUCGACAGACAGGACUAACUGGAGCUACGCUGGCACCGUAUGGGCGGCUGGUCAGGCAACCUGGACUGACAAAUACACCAAGACGAGCAACGGGAACCUUUGGGCUCCUGACUGUACGUAUAAGAACGGACAAUUCUACUUGUACUACUCGGCCUCCUCUUUUGGGAGUCGUAACUCGGCUAUUUUCUUCGCCAAAUCUAGCACUGGUCUUCCAGGCUCGUGGAGUAACCAAGGGCUAGUUAUCUCCACUACAGACUCUAAUGAUUACAACGCAAUCGACCCCAACUUGAUCAUUGAUGGCAACAACUGGUGGCUUUCGUUUGGUUCUUUCUGGACUGGCAUUAAGCUUGUUCAACUCGGAUCCAGCACUGGCAAGCCUUCCAGCUCUACUAUUUACUCGAUCGCAAAGCGGACAGCGGGUGGAGGAGCAGUUGAAGCACCCAUAAUUGUCAAGAACGGCAGUUACUAUUACUUGUUUACUAGCUGGGACAAAUGCUGCUCUAGUACAUCAUCUACUUACAACAUCCGCGUAGGACGAUCCACCAGCAUUACUGGACCUUAUGUUGACAAGAGCGAUGUUGCGCUUACAUCCGGUGGAGGUACUGAAAUCCUUGCUUCGCACGGCUCCAUUAUUGGGCCCGGCGGACAACACGUUUACAAAGACUCGGAUGCCUGGGUUCUCGACUACCAUUAUUACACGAGCUCCGGAUCAUUGCUCGGAGUCAACCUGCUCGAUUUCGCGAGCGGCUGGCCCGUGGUUUACUAG
Molecule: messenger RNA, 1386 nt
Organism: Rhizoctonia solani
Lineage: Eukaryota; Fungi; Basidiomycota; Agaricomycetes; Cantharellales; Ceratobasidiaceae
Product: glycoside hydrolase family 43 protein
Exons: 17
Coding region: 1-1386 (461 amino acids)
Biological process (GO): carbohydrate metabolic process
Molecular function (GO): hydrolase activity, hydrolyzing O-glycosyl compounds
Source: RefSeq, a predicted model, not a curated record